Exophiala viscosa is the source of this 1755-nucleotide messenger RNA. RefSeq names its product amidotransferase subunit A. Gene Ontology annotation, molecular function: glutaminyl-tRNA synthase (glutamine-hydrolyzing) activity. NCBI's taxonomy places the organism in Eukaryota, Fungi, Ascomycota, Eurotiomycetes, Chaetothyriales, Herpotrichiellaceae. Gene Ontology annotation, cellular component: mitochondrion; glutamyl-tRNA(Gln) amidotransferase complex. The transcript is spliced from 3 exons. The record is from RefSeq and is a predicted model, not a curated record. Gene Ontology annotation, biological process: mitochondrial translation; glutaminyl-tRNAGln biosynthesis via transamidation. The coding region runs from base 1 to 1755 and encodes 584 amino acids.
AUGACGCGCAUAGGUCGCGGCCACCUCAAUGCGAGAGAUGUCAAUCUACGCCGAGAGGUACGGGAGCUAACCCGCCGUUCACAGCGUUCUCGAGACUAUGGAAAUCCCUACAUUUCUAUCAGCGAUGACUUGCUUCGGGCGGAGGACCUCGACCGUGCCGCAGCGAAGAGUCAGGGAAUUCACCGGCGGAUGGGUCAAGGACCGGACCCGAUUGUUGACAAGAGACACUACAUACUCAAAUCGGCAACCCACGGCUAUACGGCAGUCGUCAAAGACAAUAUUGUGACCGCCGAAUUGCCAACGACAUGUGCCUCAAGGAUCCUUGAAGGCCUGCAGCCCGUCUCUCAACCUUCCACCAUUACCGAUCGCCUGAACAGAGCAGGAGUGCGCGUGCUGGCAAAGACAAAUAUGGACGAGUUUGGGAUGGGGUCGCAUUCGAUGAACUCGGCCUAUGGAGCAGUGACAAAUGGGAGAGGUUUCAAAGCACUUUCUGUGGGUGGUAGUUCGGGUGGAAGUGCGUUGGCAGUGGCAGCCAAACUCGCUCAUGUUGGCAUCGGCACGGACACCGGAGGUUCCAUUCGCCUGCCAGCAGCAUACAUGAGCGUGCUCGGAUUCAAGCCUUCUUAUGGUAUGAUCUCUCGGAAAGGAGUCAUACCUUAUGCGAAUUCUCUUGAUACUGUUGGCAUAAUUGCGAGGUCAGCCGAGGACAUCAGGCUCACGUUUGACAUUCUCCGUACACCGGACGAAAAUGAUCCAACAUGUCUGACUUCCUCGUCUUGGACACGUGUUCAGGAGGCAAAAAAUCGUCGAAGAGUUGCGGUUUUGGGGUCCCAGUAUGUUGUGGUAGGAACAGACCAGGUUAAAGAAGCAGAGACCGGCCCGCACCGCCAUUCUGACUGGAAAAAUCUGCGCAGCCAGCUUGUUGCGCAGCGCGAAUUUACACGACGAAUUGGUGUACCUCUAGAGUACAAUAUCGCCGAAAUGCACCCUCUGGUCCGGUGGGCCUGGACCGCGACGUUAAGUUACCUCGAAUCGGUUGGGUGCGAGAUCGUGCCCAUAUCCCUUCCAUCCACACGACAUGCUCUCUCAUCCUACUACGUUCUGGCUCCAGCCGAGGCAUCCUCCAACCUCGCCAAGUACGACGGGGUUCGCUAUGGGGCUGUGAGGCAGUCUCCUAGUGACGAUGUAGGAGGCACUCUGUACUCCAAACAUCGUUCCGACAAUCUUGGACCGGAGGUUAAACGGCGCAUCUUGCUUGGUACUUAUAGCUUGAGUGCGGGUGCCAUGGACAACUAUUUCAUACAAGCUCAGAAGAUACGAAGGAUGGUGCAGCAGGACUUUGACGAUGUCUUCAGAAUGCCCAACCCCCUCAAACAGGAUACUGAAGUCAAAAUACAUGGCGUGGACUUCAUCAUUGUUCCAACGGCUCCAAGUCCUCCGCCUCGGCUGCGGUACCUGCAACGAUCUACACCAGUGGAGAACUACAUGAAUGACGUUUUCACGGUGCCCGCUAGUCUAGCAGGGCUUCCGUCCAUGUCGGUCCCUGCGCCACGACAUCCUGAUCAUCCAUGGCGACCCGAAGUGGCUGUGGGCAUGCAGAUAAUUGGCCAGUAUGGUGAUGACUAUUCUGUCAUGUAUCUCGCCCAAAACUUCAUGACCAACUUCCAUCCUCUCACCAAUAUGAAGCGAGUACAGAGUCACAAAAUCUUGAAACAGUCUACCAACACGAGUUACAUGUCAGACUCGCUGGAUUAA